GUCUUCUUCUGCCCUCCGUCAUUAAUAAACCGGUCCCAGCUCUUCCGGAGGCACCUGCGCUCCCCAACAGCAACCUUUCUUGUCCUUCCCUCUGCCCUGGUGAAUCCUCACCUUUCGCUGCGAUCCGUUCCCGAGCCCGUCGUGACAGCUGCGACGACGGUACGAAGACGACACCGCCCAGCCGCUCCAGCAUCGCCGCCCCUCGCCCCUCAUAGCCGCCAUGGACAGCAAGUCCGCAGCAGCGGGCAUGGAGCUGAAGGAGAACACGACCAUCGUCGUGCUUGGCGCUUCUGGCGAUUUGGCCAAAAAGAAGACUUACCCCGCGCUCUUUGGACUGUAUAGGAACCAGUUUCUGCCCAAGGAUGUCCGGAUCGUCGGCUAUGCGCGUACCAAGAUGGACCACGAGGAGUACCUGAAGAGGAUCAAGUCUUACAUGAAGACGCCCACGGAUGAGAUUAAGAAGCAACUGGAUGACUUCUGCAGUCUGUGCACCUACAUUUCUGGUCAGUACGACAAGGACGAGUCCUUCGAGGCCCUCGAGAAGCACCUGCAGGAGUUGGAAAAGGGACGUUCCGAGACACACAGGCUCUUCUACAUGGCAUUGCCGCCAAGCGUCUUCACCAUUGUCUCUCAGCACCUCAAGAAGUGCUGCUACCCGAAGCAUGGCAUCGCGCGCAUCAUUGUCGAGAAGCCGUUCGGUAAGGAUCUCGCGAGCUCUCGCGAGCUUCAGAAGUCCCUGGAGCCAGACUGGAAGGAGGAGGAGAUUUUCCGCAUCGACCACUAUCUCGGCAAGGAGAUGGUCAAGAACAUCCUCAUCAUGCGCUUCGGUAACUCCUUCUUGGGCGCCACUUGGAACAGGCACCAUAUCGACAACGUCCAGAUCACCUUCAAGGAGCCCUUCGGCACCGAGGGCCGCGGAGGAUACUUUGACGAGUUCGGCAUCAUUCGAGACGUCAUGCAAAACCACUUACUGCAGGUCCUGACCCUGCUCGCCAUGGAGCGGCCCAUUUCCUUCGAUUCGGAAGACGUCCGCGACGAAAAGGUGCGCGUCCUGCGAUCCAUCCCGGCCAUCGAGCCCAAGAACGUCAUCAUCGGCCAGUACGGCAAGUCGCUGGACGGCAGCAAGCCCUCGUACAAGGAGGACGACACCGUGCCCAAGGACUCGAGGUGCCCCACGUUCUGCGCGCUCGUCGCCUACAUCAAGAAUGAGCGAUGGGACGGCGUUCCCUUCAUUCUCAAGGCCGGCAAGGCGCUCAACGAGCAGAAGACGGAGAUUCGCAUCCAGUUCAAGGACGUUACGUCUGGCAUUUUCAAGGACAUUCCCCGCAACGAGCUAGUCAUGCGCAUCCAGCCCAACGAGAGCGUCUACAUCAAGAUGAACUCGAAGCUCCCCGGCCUCAGCAUGCAGACCGUCGUCACCGAGCUCGACCUCACCUACCGACGACGCUUCUCGGACCUCAAGAUUCCCGAGGCGUACGAGUCACUGGUCCUCGACUGCCUCAAGGGGGACCACUCCAACUUUGUGCGCGACGACGAGCUUGACGCGAGCUGGCGCAUCUUCACUCCUCUGCUUCACUACCUCGACGACAACAAGGAGAUUAUCCCCAUGGAGUACCCUUACGGCUCCCGCGGCCCCGCCGUCCUGGACGACUUCACGGCGUCGUACGGCUACAAGUUCAGCGAUGCCGCCGGUUACCAGUGGCCCACAACUUCGGCCACCCCGCCCACCAAGUUUUGAAUGCCGCUUCUUGAAGCACUUCGUGAGGAGGAAACCGGGCCAAGCGGCUUGCGCGUUUUCGUGAGCGCUUUGCCGCAGGGCCAAAAUAACAUGACGAAAAGGAGAAAAAGGUACAAAGUAUCGGCCCGGAAACGUCGACGAGGGAGACGGCCCGACAUGUCAUAACGUCACGAGGAGGGGGCCAAGUGAUAUUUAGGGAACUGGGAAUAUCAAUAGAGCCACGAAUUUUUGCCGUCUUCAAUGCCAGCUUGCCGGCUCGCCUAACCUCGGGGAUCUUAGCUGAGCGCGCGAGAGUACAGUCGUCCAUUGAUAAUCCUAG
Molecule: messenger RNA, 2057 nt
Organism: Purpureocillium takamizusanense
Lineage: Eukaryota; Fungi; Ascomycota; Sordariomycetes; Hypocreales; Ophiocordycipitaceae
Gene: ZWF1
Product: Glucose-6-phosphate 1-dehydrogenase
Exons: 7
Coding region: 221-1738 (505 amino acids)
Biological process (GO): glucose metabolic process; pentose-phosphate shunt, oxidative branch
Cellular component (GO): cytosol
Molecular function (GO): glucose-6-phosphate dehydrogenase activity; NADP binding
Source: RefSeq, a predicted model, not a curated record